AGGGUGAUGCGACUUCUUCAACUUCUCACGGCUCCAACUCAAUUCUACCAUCGGUGGAAGUUGACAAGACUGCACAAUCGGGGUCCCAAAAGAAACGCGGCAGAAAACGUAAAGUACUUUCGGGUAUCGCGGCCCUAAACGCAGCCAGAAAAGCGGGCACUUUUGGUAGCGAACAGGACACGCCGCUUACUUUGUCGCAGUCAGUAAUGCCACCACCCACCUCUACCCCAAUACCUGCUACCGCGCUUCCGGUAGAGGUCCUCGUCGAAAAUUAUUUCGACGAAGUUGACGAUUUGGCGAUGGCAAAUCUACAAAUCGCCGAAAAUACCGAACGUCGUCUGCGAGUACCUCAACGGGUCACCGACAUCACUGCCGGCUAUUUGGACACCCUGUUUUACGAUCUUGCUCGAUACGAUCUGAUGGCACAAUUCCACGAUCCGACAUCGCAGAUGAACGUAAACAGCGUAUUCGGCUACAUGAUGUACGUCGCAUACUUGGCGCAGGAUGUUAUCAAGUCAGUUUUGAUUAACAUCGGGUACACGAUAGGCGUAUGGAGCAACGCGCCCGUCUCGUCAACCGUAGGCGCGUGGGGCGAUCGUCACGAGUACGAGGUACUGUUCGUCCCGAUCUACUUCCCGGGACACUUCGCACUGGUGAUUCACGAGCGAAGAGGCCGAACCGUACUUUACGACCCCCUGCCCAACAAAAACCGGUUCGACAACGACAACGCCCGCUACAUACCCGCCAUCAAGGACGCAAUUCGCGAAUUCGAUCCGUUCUUCGCGUCCAACGACGCCAUCGACAUCGAAAUUGCCGACCCUGCAAGUUACAACGUUCAAAGAGACGGGUACAACUGCGGUUAUUACGUCUCUCUCUACGUCGAAACGUACCUCACGAACGACAAAAGGAUGCUUCUGGCAGAUUUCAAUAUCGCUACCGAACGUCAAAGGGUUAACGGUUAUGCUAUUCGAACUGUGUCACGGACGAGUUCCGCAGUACGAAGCCAGACACGACGAUCCUUUCCACCCAGUCGAAGUGGACGACGUCGACGAGGAGAUGCCGGUCGUCCAACGCAUCUCGCCCGCCGAAUCCGACUCGGACGUUAGCAUGGCGUCUGUAUCUUCGACCGAUAGCAGACGAUCUACCCGAUCCGGUAGAAGCAAUGCCAGCUACAGCGAGAGCAGAACGACGACCAAGCGCACUUUGAAACCGUUAAAAUACUGCAAGAAAAGGCACGGCAAAUACGGUUGUUUUGCGAAAUGCGCCAAGCACAGAAUCGAUUACCUCGAUU
Molecule: messenger RNA, 1291 nt
Organism: Photinus pyralis (common eastern firefly)
Lineage: Eukaryota; Metazoa; Arthropoda; Insecta; Coleoptera; Lampyridae
Exons: 2
Coding region: 207-1106 (299 amino acids)
Source: RefSeq, a predicted model, not a curated record